ACGUGUCAGUUAUAUCGUACGUGUCAUCGAAACAUAAGAAAACGGUAACUCGUCAAAACCUAAUAAUCGGUGAUGGGAUUUCAGUAUUGGCGGGUUAUAGAUUGCUUCGAACUAUAAUCAAGAACCCUAAAUCUAGAUCUUUACAGAAUCUAUGUUCAUCUUCUUCAACUGUGUUUCAUUCUCCAUGUACUACUCCUCCAAUUUCAUCAAACUUUUCUUCUAACUCUAGAUUUCUUUCUCCGUUCUCAAGAUGUUUUCAAUUCUCAGACCCUAUGUAUAUAUCGUCUUCGCCAUUACAGUCUGCCAUGCUUUUGUUUUUACAUGGAGAAGCUGUUCAUCGGAAAAAGACCGAAGAAUCUUUGGAUUUGAAUUUGCUUGAGAAGAAGAGUGGUGGUAGUAGUUGUAGUAGUGAAUUAGGGGUUGAAUCAACUGCUUCUGUUCCUAGGUUAGUCGACGCGAUUGACCAGAAGGAAUCGAGUACCAAUGUUGAUACUAACGAGGGUUUUGUUAAUUUGCCGAAUAUGAUCUCGAUGAGUAGAUUAAUUUCUGGUCCUUUUCUAGGCUGGAUGAUUAUGAAUGAAUGGUAUUUGUCUGCCUUUGUGGGAUUGGCCGGUUCUGGAGCAACUGACUGGUUAGAUGGUUAUGUGGCAAGGAAAAUGGGGAUUAAUUCAGUGGUAGGAUCAUACCUUGAUCCCCUUGCUGACAAGGUACUUAUUGGCUCUGUAGCUGUGGCAAUGGUGAAAAUGGAUCUUUUACCCUCUUGGCUUGUUGGACUUGUUCUGUUCCGGGAUGUUGGUCUUGUAGGUGGUGCACUCUACCAAAGAGCAACUACCUUGGGUUGGCAGUGGAAAAGUUGGACUGAGUUCACCAACCUCGAUGGGACUCAUAGGCGGAAGAUGGAACCCCUCUUUCUGAGCAAGGUUAACACAGUGUUCCAACUGGUUUUAGUUGCUGCUGCUCUUCUACAACCAGAAUUUGGCACCUUAGAAACUGAAGAGUACAUCAAAUACUUGAGUUGGCUGGUAGCGGCAACAACAGCGGCAUCGACUGUAGCGUAUGGAGCACAAUACUAUCGACAUAGACCAAUGGUUAUUGCAGGAGGAUCGUUUCCAAGAAGCAAGUAGACCUCCCACCCACCCAAUAUGCAGUUGGAUGUUUCCAGUCAGCAUUUCCAUACCAAUAACACUGUUGUGUUGGUUGCCCAUAUUUUGGAGACCCUUGAUGUUUUGCUCAUUUCUUCUUUCAUUUUUCAGUGUCAUCUUUGUUGACAUUAUUGAAAACUUCGUAACUUCAGAAGAGAAUGAAAUAUAUGAGCUAGGAAAUGGGUCCGACUAUUCUGCAGCAAUGUAAAAAAGAAGAAGAAAAGAAUAAAGGAUCAGACCAAAAAAAAUUGAAAUUGUAACCUGUUUUAUCUUUCAGUGGACCUAAAUUGGUCUCUUUAUUCAGUUUAUUGAUUUCUGAAUAAAUUGGUCUCAGAAAUUCUUUGGCAA
This is a messenger RNA of Papaver somniferum (opium poppy), 1490 nucleotides long. RefSeq names its product cardiolipin synthase (CMP-forming), mitochondrial-like. The record is from RefSeq and is a predicted model, not a curated record. The transcript is spliced from 8 exons. The coding region runs from base 273 to 1124 and encodes 283 amino acids. Gene Ontology annotation, molecular function: cardiolipin synthase activity. NCBI's taxonomy places the organism in Eukaryota, Viridiplantae, Streptophyta, Magnoliopsida, Ranunculales, Papaveraceae. Gene Ontology annotation, biological process: cardiolipin biosynthetic process. Gene Ontology annotation, cellular component: mitochondrion; membrane.